UACAUGCGCUAUAUAACGGUUCAUUUCUUUCUGUCAUCAUCUGUUUUCCAAUUUUAACCGUUAUAUUAUCCAUUCAUCAUUUUCAUACUGUUAUCAAGGCUUAUCAUCGGAUUUGACACUAUUAUCAUUCUGACUUUCUGGAUUUUGAGCAUACCAUUCCGAAAUCCGUCCUGGGACAGCCAAAAAUACUAGCGUGGUGUCGUCAUUCGUUCUUCAACUAAAGUGGGAUUUAUUUAGGUGGAUGUUCCAAGCGAUUCGUACUUUAUUAGAGGUAGAGAAACGACUUUCCCUUCAUCCGAGGACUCGUCUUUGCCCACUCUUUGCCUCAACAACUCAACAGAAACGCUAUUUUACCUCGUAUAAGCGUCCGUUUUUGCAUUCGGCAAGCCAACCAGCUCCAGCGCAUACUUGUUGCUUUCCUAUAAAUUCGGCUUCCAGUAAAUUUGUGACUAUCGCCAGCGUCAAUAUGAGUUCUGCUGUCGAAGCCAAGAAGACCUCGAAAUUGGAAUUUCAAAGGCUCCCUUUGAAUGCAGUUCCAGUUCACUACGAUAUCACCAUCAAACCAAAUUUUGAUAAUUUUACAUUCGAAGGGGUCGAAAACAUUGAUCUCAAGAUCAAUGAGACUUCACCUAAUAUUGUGAUGAAUGCUGUUGAAUUAAAUAUCUUGAAGGCCGUUUGGAAGGACAGUGGUACUGGCAAAGAGCAAGUCGCUCAAACGAUUUCUGUCGAUGAAACGACAGAGAUUUUUACUGCUGCCUUUCAACCACCAUUGCAGAGUGGAACUGGAACAAUUUUAUUGGAGUUUACUGGAAGUAUGAAUGACAAAAUGAAAGGUUUCUAUCGAUCCAAAUUCAAGGGGUCUGAUGGACAAGACAAGUAUAAUGGAGUUACUCAAUUCGAAGCUACUGAUGCUAGACGCGCCUUCCCUUGUUUUGAUGAGCCAAGCCAUAAGGCAACUUUUAAUAUAAGUCUGGUUGUGGAGAAGAAUAAGACUGCUCUCUCUAACAUGCCAGUGAAAGAAAUUCAAGCUUACCCUGAAGAUGACAAACUGCAUGUUGUGAAAUAUGAACGUUCUCCAAUCAUGAGCACGUAUCUCGUAGCCUAUUGCAUUGGAGACUUUGAAUAUGUUGAAACCACAUCCAGUGACGGCGUCCUUUGUCGUGUAUAUACGCCGCCCGGCAAGAAAAAUCAAGGAAAGUUUGCCCUUAGUGUUACUGCAAAGGUCCUCCCCUACUAUAAGGAAUAUUUUGGAAUUGCGUACCCAUUACCUAAACUUGACUUGAUUGCCAUUGCGGAUUUUUCUGCGGGAGCCAUGGAAAAUUGGGGGCUCAUAACCUAUCGGGAGACCUGCUUACUUGUUGAUGAAGAAGAGACUUCUGCAACCAGUAGACAAUGGAUUGCUUUGGUUGUUGGGCAUGAAAUUGCUCACCAAUGGUUUGGUAAUUACGUGACAAUGGAAUGGUGGACCCAUCUUUGGUUGAACGAAGGAUACGCAAGUUUUGUCGAGUUUUUAUGCGUUGAUUUUCUGUUUCCGGAAUAUGACAUUUGGACUCAAUUCGUUACGGAUACAUUUGUCCGAGCCUUAGAACUGGAUUCGCUAAAAAACAGCCACCCAAUCGAAGUCCCAGUUGGUCAUCCUCGAGAGGUUGACGAGAUAUUUGACGAUAUCUCAUAUUCUAAGGGAGCCUCUAUAAUUCGGAUGUUGCACCGUUAUAUUGGAGAUGCUGAUUUUCGCAAAGGAAUGAACAUUUACUUGACCCGGCAUCAGUACAAAAACACGUUCACCGAAGAUCUUUGGAGGUCUCUGGAAGAAGCGAGUGGGAAACCAAUCGGCCAAGUAAUGGGCACAUGGACCAAACAAAUGGGAUUUCCUUUGAUCCGAGUGCAGUCUGAACAAAACGGCGAUACCAGGGUCAUGCGACUCACUCAGGAAAAAUAUUGGGCUGACCCUAAUCUGAAGAAUUCAAAAGAACACAAUGACUAUAGCUGGAUGGUUCCAGUUGCAUUUUGUUCUGCAUCUGAUCCCAACACUCCUAUCUGCCAAACAUUGAUGGAAGAGAAAAUGGUAACCGUAGAACUUCCUGGUAUUCGAAGCGACGAAUGGGUGAAGCUCAAUCCCGGUGCAGUUGGAUUUUAUCGUGUGCGUUAUCCACCAGAGUUGCUUGUUGAAUUUUUACCAGCGAUCAAAAAUAAGAUCUUACCACCGUUGGAUCGUAUUGGGCUUUUAGAUGAUUUAUUUGCCAUGGUUCAGUCUGGCGAGAGUUCAACUGUUGAUGUUCUACGGACUCUGGAUGCCUUCAAGAAUGAAGACAAUUUCACUGUUUGGUCGAGCAUAUCUAAUGUGAUGUCCAAGCUGAAUCUGCUCUUUGCCUACACUGACUAUCACGACCAAUUCAAGAAGUUUGGUAUACACUUGUUCAGCGGUAUUGCCGACAGCGUUGGUUGGGAGCCCAAAGAGGGAGAAAGCCAUUUGGAUACGAUGUUGAGAUCAUUGGUCUUGUUGCGGUUGACAUCGUUUGGACAUGAAAAAACUAUCCAAGAGUCAAAACGUCGCUUGAAUUUGCAUCGUAACGGGGAUCAAACUAUCCCUGCUGACUUGCGACCUGUUGUUUAUCGUGGUGUAAUUUCUGAAGGCGAUGAGGAAACUUUGGAAAUGAUGCUAAAGAUGUACCGUGAGUCGGAUAUGUUGGAGGAACAAGAUAGGAUUGGUCGAUCAUUAGGACUUGCAAAAAAUCUCAAUGUUUUGAAGAAAGUCCUUGAAUUUGCCAUCAGUGAAGAUGUUCGAAGUCAAGAUACUGUUUUCAUCAUGAUUAGCGUAGGAAUGAACAAAGUUGGCAGACCUCUGGCCUGGAACUUUUUCAAGGAGAACAAAAAAUUCCUUGGUGAAAGGUAUCCGAGUGGUGGUUUGAUUGCUCGGCUGGUGAAACACUUGUGUGAAAAUUUCGUAACCGAAGAGGAUGCAAGAUCUGUAACAGAGUUUUUCGCCGAAAACCCCUUUGCAGGGACCGAGCGAACAGUUCAACAAGUGGUGGAGAGUAUUCGCCUCAACGAACAAUGGCUGAAACGGGAUGAGAGGUUGGUCGGGGAAUUUCUAACAAAUGCAAUUUAGUGGCGAUUUUACCAUCUGACUACUUAUUUUGAUCGAAUUGCUUACUAGUAGAGUAUUUAUUAUCAUAAAAAUUGUAUGGUUAAUGUAAUCAAAUUAUUACCUUUACUUGUUGAAGAAUGAAAUGCAAAACAAGGAUAAAAAUCAUAUUAAAAAUUGUA
Folsomia candida is the source of this 3267-nucleotide messenger RNA. RefSeq names its product puromycin-sensitive aminopeptidase (gene Psa). The transcript is spliced from 21 exons. Gene Ontology annotation, cellular component: cytoplasm. Gene Ontology annotation, molecular function: zinc ion binding; metalloaminopeptidase activity; peptide binding. The coding region runs from base 242 to 3109 and encodes 955 amino acids. Gene Ontology annotation, biological process: peptide catabolic process; proteolysis. The record is from RefSeq and is a predicted model, not a curated record. Lineage: Eukaryota; Metazoa; Arthropoda; Collembola; Entomobryomorpha; Isotomidae.